UGCCAUCUAUAUCAUCACAACCACCUCCACUGACUCUCAAGUCACUGUUGCAUAGGGGUGUUACUUUCGCCAACUGGCACGUACACACGAGAGAAUCGCACGCAGACCUUGGCGCUCGCCCCCAGCCUAGCCCAGCUCCACUGCCACCCUCAACAACAGCAGCACCUCAAAACCUGGCAGCAGUAGCAGCACCAGCAUCGUUCAACAAUGGCAGCUCCAGCGUCAAAGCUCAUCCCCCGCCCCACGUCCCUUGUCGACUUUGACUCGGUCAAGUCGUGGGGACUCGGCAGCCUCUCCAAGGCCCGCGUCACCUUUGACACCAAGACGACGGUCGCGACGGUCCUCACCGUCAUCCUGUCCCUCUUGCUCCUCGAGCAGGCCGUGUACCGCGCCAAGAAGGCCCACCUCCCUGGAGACAAGUGGACCAUUCCGAUCAUCGGAAAGUUUGCCGACUCGCUCAACCCCACUCUCGCAAACUACAAGAAGCAGUGGUACUCGGGACCCCUUUCGUGUGUCUCCGUGUUCAACAUCUUCAUCGUCAUCGGCUCUUCCAACGAGCUAGCACGCAAGAUCCUCAACUCGCCCAACCAUGCCGAACCCUGCCUCGUCGCCUCGGCCAAGAAGGUCCUCCUCCCCGAGAACUGGGUCUUCCUUCACGGCAAGGUCCACGCCGACUACCGCAAGGCCCUCAACGUCCUCUUCACCCAGAAGGCCCUGUCCAUCUACCUCCCCAUCCAGGAGCGCAUCUACCGCCGCACGUUCGAGCAGUGGGUCAACGACUACAAGACCCCUACCGAGAUGAUGCUUCCCAUGCGCGACCUCAACAUGGAGACGUCGCUCUCCGUUUUCCUCGGCCCCUACCUCAACGACGCCCAGCGUGACGAGAUCAACAAGAAGUACUGGCUCAUCACUGUCGCCCUCGAGCUCGUCAACUUCCCCCUCGCCGUUCCCGGCACCAAGGUCUACAACGCUAUUCAGGCUCGCAAGGCUGUCAUGAAGCACCUCAUGGCCGCCUCGGCUGCCGCCAAGAUCCGCAUGGCCGACGGCACCAACGAGCCCGAGUGCCUCCUCGACGAGUGGGUCCGUGCUAUGAUCGACGCCAAGUCGAGCGAUGGCGAGCAGGCUCGCCUCCUCAGCCGCGAGUACUCGGACAAGGAGAUUGCCAUGGUUAUUCUUUCGUUCCUCUUUGCCUCGCAGGACGCCAUGUCGUCGGCCAUCGUCUGGGCCUUCCAGCUCACUGCCGACAACCCAGAGAUCCUUGCCAAGAUCCGUGAGGAGCAGUUCCGCGUCCGUGGUGGCGACGUCGACGCUCCCCUCACCCUCGACCUCGUUGAGGACAUGGUCUACACCCGUGCCGUUAUCAAGGAGGUCCUCCGCCUGAUGCCCCCCGUCAUCAUGGUUCCUUACCUCACCACCAAGGCGUUCCCCAUCACCCCCGAGUACACUGUCCCCAAGGGCUCGAUGGUCAUCCCCGCCUUCUGGAACUCGCUCCACGACGAGACCUGCUACCCCGAGCCCGACAGGUUCAAGCCCGAGAGGUGGCUCGCCAACGAGGACGGCUCGCUUCCCAUCGCCGAGUCCAAGCCCCAGAACUACCUCGUCUGGGGCAGCGGUCCCCACAAGUGCAUUGGCGGUCAGUACGCCACCAUGCACCUUACUGCCACCCUCGGCACUGCUUCGGUCCUCUACGACUGGAAGCACGAGCGCACCGACCUCUCGGACGAGGUCCAGGUCAUUGCUGCCAUCUUCCCCAAGGACAACUGCAAGCUCAAGUUCACUCCCCUUGCGCAGCAGUAAUGGUGUUGACGCUUGCGGCGGCAGAGUGGCCGCUGGGUGUCUUUAUGGACGUUAGAGGAGGUCGGCGCCGGGGAGAUUGAGCCAGGAGUUUAUGACAUCGACGUCAACGACGGUGGGGGUUAAUCUUGACACGCCAUAGUAUCUCUCUUCUUUUGGCACUCUCGCUCUACAUAGCUUGCUUCCAGGUCUAUGGGUAUCUCGUUUCAUUGUCAA
Vanrija pseudolonga is the source of this 2010-nucleotide messenger RNA. It is a transcript of the gene erg5, whose product is annotated as Cytochrome P450 61. Gene Ontology annotation, biological process: sterol metabolic process. Gene Ontology annotation, molecular function: monooxygenase activity; heme binding; oxidoreductase activity, acting on paired donors, with incorporation or reduction of molecular oxygen. Bases 208 to 1797 code for a protein of 529 amino acids. Lineage: Eukaryota; Fungi; Basidiomycota; Tremellomycetes; Trichosporonales; Trichosporonaceae. The record is from RefSeq and is a predicted model, not a curated record. The transcript is spliced from 4 exons.